Molecule: messenger RNA, 3063 nt
Organism: Dictyostelium purpureum
Lineage: Eukaryota; Evosea; Eumycetozoa; Dictyosteliales; Dictyosteliaceae
Exons: 3
Coding region: 1-2940 (979 amino acids)
Biological process (GO): mismatch repair
Cellular component (GO): MutSalpha complex; nucleus
Molecular function (GO): ATP binding; mismatched DNA binding; ATP-dependent DNA damage sensor activity
Source: RefSeq, a predicted model, not a curated record
AUGGCUUCAUCGGCGAUUUCAACACCAAGCAGGUCAAGAAAACAAGUGAUUACAUUUGAUGACGAUGACGAUGAAGAAGAAGAUGACAACAAUGACGACGAAGAUGACAGCAAUAGCUCUCAAAAGAAACAAAAAGGCAAACCAUUUGGCAAAAAAGAUAAAAAAGAGAUUGAACAAAGAUAUUCAUUUUUGGUUGAUGUCAAAGAUGGAAAUGGUAAUAAAAAGGGAUCUCCAGACUAUGAUCCAAGAACUCUUCAAAUCCCUGCAAGUUGUUUAACUAAAUUUUCUCCAUUCGAAAGACAAUUUUGGGACAUCAAAUCCAAAUAUUAUGAUACAGUGGUAUUUUUUAAAAAGGGUAAAUUCUAUGAACUAUAUGAGAAUGACGCAGAUAUUGGCCAUCAAAUUUUACAUUUAAAAAUGACAGAUCGUGUAAAUAUGCGUAUGGUGGGCGUUCCAGAAUCUGCAUUUACUCAUUGGGCAUCAAAAUUAAUUAAUUUGGGUUAUAAAGUUGCUAAAGUCGAUCAAAUGGAAACUUCAAUUGGUAUGAAUAAAAGACAAAAUGAAAAAGGUGGCCGUAAUAAAAAAGACUCAAUUAUCCAACGUGAACUUACAUCAAUUCUUACAGCCGGUACUCUUUUGGAUGAAUCUAUGAUCUCCGAUAAAACAUCAACCUAUUUAAUGGCAAUUAAAGAAGACGAAUACAGUAACAAGUAUGGUGUAUGCUUUGUCGAUGUUUCAAUUGGCGAGUUUUUCCUUUGCUCUAUUGACGAUGACGAAAACCGUAUGCAGUUUGAAACCCUUUUACUUCAAAUGAUGCCAAAAGAAGUUGUAUAUGAAAAAGGUGCAAUUAGUGCUAAAACAAUGUCAAUCAUGAAAAGAGUAUUGGCCACAGUCAAACCAGUUAUGAAUGCCCGUUUAUCAUUGGAAUACUGGGAUCCAUCUGAAACUUUAAAUCGUGUCAACGAUUCAUGUGGUAGGAUUCCGGAAUCAUUGAAAGAAAUGAAGAAUGAAACACUUUUAAUAUGCUCAUUAGGUGGUUGCCUUAGUUAUUUAAGUGACAUUAAAAUAGCUCAACAGGUUUUAGAACAAGGUCGUUUCAAACGUUUCAAUUCAUUGGAUGUUGGAAACUCUUUAAUUUUAGAUGGUCAAUGCUUAGUAAAUUUAGAAAUCUUUAAUAACUCUACCGAUGGUACCACCGAGGGUACACUUUUCAAACUAAUGGAUAGAUGUGUUACUUCGUUUGGCAAACGUUUAUUUAGACAAUGGAUUUGUAGACCAUUAGCUAAUAAAGAGCGUAUUGUAGAUAGACAAAGAGCAAUAGAACAUCUUAGAGAUAACCCAGAUCAUCUCCAAAAAGUUAUUUCAAUUCUCACAAAAAUACCAGACCUUGAAAGAAUGCUUGCAAGAAUUCGUGCAGGUUCAUCAAAGAUCGCAGAUUUAAUUUCAGUUUUAAAUCACUUUGAAGCAAUUCAUAGCAAAUUGGAAGAGUUUGAAAAAAAAAUGGAAGAUUUCGAACAAGAACAAAUCAAUGGUAAUUAUUCAGGCUAUCCUAAUUUAUUGAGAUAUAUUACAACCAUCAAAGAAAGUUUUAAGGUCGAGCAAGAUAAAAUAAUUCCAUCAAAAGGUCUUUUCAAAGAGUUUGAUGAAUGUCAAAAGAAAAUUCAACAAAUAGAACAAUCAUUAGAAGAACAUCUAACAGAACAAAAAACAUAUUUUUCAUGUCGUAAUAUUGAAUUUAAACAUAUGGGUAAAGAAAUUUAUCAAAUCGAAGUGCCAGUAUCCGCCUUAAAUCGUGCCAAACUUCCAAAAAAUUACCAACUAAAAUCAAAGACCAAAGCUGCCUGUAGAUAUCAUACCCCAUUCAUUAUCGAAACACUACCAAGUCUUUUAGAAGAGCGUGACGAGCUUGAAGUGCUAUCAAAAGAAGUGUCAAAGAAAAUCCAAGCAAACUUUAGUGUUUAUUUUAAUCAUUUCUCAAAAGCUGUUCAAAGAUUAGCACAAUUGGAUUGUUUAUUAUCAUUAUUUAAAGUUAGUUGCCAAUCAGGAAUUCAAAUGUGUCGUCCAAUUUUUGUUUCAAAGAUUCCAACAAACAAUGGUGGUUUCCUUGAUGUUAGAGAUAUGAGACACCCUUGCAUCUAUUCGAAAGCCGGGGAUGACUUUAUUCCAAAUGAUCUUUCAUUAAAUGUUGAAAACUCCCCACCAUCAAUCUUAGUUCUCACAGGUCCAAAUAUGGGUGGUAAAAGUACCUUAUUACGUCAAGCAUGUAUUUUGGUUAUUAUGGCUCAAAUGGGUUGUUUUGUCUCUGCAUCAAGUUGUGAAAUGUCAAUAGUAGAUCGUAUUUUCACUCGUUUGGGUGCCAACGAUAAUAUUUUAGCUGGCCAGUCAACAUUUAUGGUAGAGCUUCAAGAAACUUGCUCAGUACUCAAAUAUGCCACCAAUCGAUCAUUAGUUAUUCUUGAUGAACUAGGAAGAGGAACCAGUACAUUCGAUGGCUAUUCAAUUGCUUACUCUGUUUUAAAUUAUAUCACUAAAAACUUAAAAUCCCUUUGUAUUUUUGCAACCCAUUACCAGUCUCUAGCUAUGGAGCCAUCAAUUCGUAAUGAAAUCUCCACAGGAUAUAUGACUUGUCAAGUAGACGAAGAAGAGAAAAGAGUAAUUUUCCUUUACAAAUUAGCAAAGGGUAUUUGCCAAAAAUCAUAUGGUUUACAUGUUGCUGCAAUGGCUGGUUUACCAAAAGAAAUUGUUGCCAAAGCUGAAAAGAAAUCUGAACAAAUGGAAAAAGAAUCAGUUUUAGUCUCCUAUAUCCACGGUACAAUUCACAGAUCCGAAAUGGUUAAAAAGAUUAUUACAGCUUUCAAGAAUAAAGACCACAGUGAUUUAAAAAUUUUAUCAGAUACUUUAAAAAAACUUGAUUUAAAUAAUAACAUCCCAGACCAAUAAUUUUAAUCAGCAACAAUGUUAAUAAUAAUCAAAAUUAAUUAAUGGAUUUUUAAAUUAGAUCAUUAAUUAUAUAUUUAAAUAACCUUUAAUAAAAAAUAAAAUAAUAUUUUUGUACAUAAAUUU